Ruditapes philippinarum (Manila clam) is the source of this 3451-nucleotide messenger RNA. RefSeq lists its product as uncharacterized. Gene Ontology annotation, molecular function: oxidoreductase activity. The record is from RefSeq and is a predicted model, not a curated record. Bases 140 to 3172 code for a protein of 1010 amino acids. NCBI's taxonomy places the organism in Eukaryota, Metazoa, Mollusca, Bivalvia, Venerida, Veneridae. The transcript is spliced from 7 exons.
UUGAAAUAUUAAACUCCCAUAAAGUGCAAAUAAUGCAAAAUUAAUUAAGUAAAACCGUAAAGUUAUAAAUGUCAUUGUUACGCAUAAAUAACUUUAAAACACCUAUCUCUUUCUUCAAAAGGAUUUUGCCCAGCAUGGAAUGAUUAUGAAGGCUUUCCAAAUAUUUGCGAUAUGGCUCUUCAUGGAGGUCAAAUGCAGCCAUGCCAUGGUGCACCCUCUACCCAGCCUUCCUAUAGAGCUUCAGGAAACAUUGGAUACUUGUCAGUCAAUCGGAGAUCUCAGCAAGCAAUCAGGUCAACUGGUACUAUGGUCAUCCAUCCAACAGUACGUCUCCAAAUUUUUUGUUUGUGAUCUAAACUUGACAAAACCAGAAUCCAAACUAUUUGAAUCUGCCAUGUACGAAAUAUUGACACCUUUAAUGGACAAUAAUUCAACGUACGCAAGACAGAAACGUCAAGCAGCUGUCAGAAUAAGGUACGAGAUUCGAACCAUACCGGUCAGUGAACGACAAAGAUACUUCCGGGCAUUAAAUGAAGCAAAGAAUGAUAGGAGAUUGACACCAAACGUUUAUGACGUCAUCGCAAGAUUACACUCUGGCCAAAAUAUACGCCGUGCUCAUAUUGGUCCGGCAUUUGUUGGUUGGCAUCGACUUUACUUGUUCAUAUUUGAAUCCCUGUUGAGGUUGUGGUAUGAUCCAGAAGUUACAAUCCCUUAUUGGGCAUCAUAUUUGGACGAUUUUAUGUUUGAUCCUACUCAAUCACCGAUAUGGAGCGACGAAUUCUUUGGAAACGGAUUCGGUAAUGUUAAUAGUGGACCUUUUGCAGGAUGGGGAAUUAGACGAAAUAUUGGCGGCGGCCCUCUAAUGUCAUUGGCUGCAGUUAAUAGAGUAAUCAGUCGAAACUUAAACGAGGAAAUACUGUUACCAUUAGCCAGGUUUGACAGCAAUUUGGAACAAAUCCAUGGUGGUCCGCAUAAUUUUGUUGGCGGAACAAUGGCUAACCUAAACAGGGCUGCGUUUGAUCCGAUAUUUUUCUCACACCAUUCAUAUGUUGACUACGUUUGGGAACAGUUUCGAGUACGACAACGUGCUAGUGGCACGAAUCCUGAAACGGAUUACCCAUUCGUUGCAAAUGACCCUCGUUACCGUGUUGAACAUGCACCUGACGCUAAUGCAGGUUUCACAGACGUUGGUGGAAGUCCAACGGUUCUUGGUCUUCAGCUUUCAGCUCUAACACAAAGGAUCGGGUACAGUAACGCAUUUUUUGACUUGGUUCAGUAUCAAGAAAAUCCUGCAUGUCCAGACUGCGACGGAUCACCAUAUUUCUAUUGUGAAACAAGCAUGAAUGAGUGCGUUUCUUUAACAAUUGAUGAAGUUGCAGCAACGAUUGGAAAUACAAAUGUACAAACAACAACACAAGCUAUACCAGCCGCAACUACUGUUGAUAACUCGCUGACUGUCAAUAAUAAUCUUCAAACCCCCAUUGAUAAUUCACAAAAUCCGUUUGGUAAUGAGCCUGUCAACAGCAAUCUUCAGAACCCAGUUGAUAAUUCACAAAAUGCGUUUGUUAAUGAACCUGUUAACAAUAAUCUUCAGAACCCAGUUGAUAAUUCUCAAAAUGCCUUUGGUAAUGAACAAUUUAUUGAUAAUAAUCUUCAAAAUACUAUUAGUCAACCCCCUGUUGAUCAUUCUCAAAAUGCCUUUGGUAAUGAACAAUUUAUUGAUAAUAAUCUUCAAAAUGCUAUCAAUCAAGUUGAUCAUUCUCAAAAUGACUUUGGUAAUGUACGACAUGUUAACGAUCAUCUUCAAAAUGAAUUCGGUAAUUCUCAAGCUGCCAUUGUUAAUCGACAAACUGUUGUUGAUAAUUCGUUUAUAGAUGUUGGUCAUUCACAAGCUUUCAAUGAUAAUCAACACAGUAAUAUUGAUAACUCAAACGCUGUCAUUGAUCGUCCUAACAUUGCAGUUGAUAAUUCUCACUUUGCCAUGAAUAACGUACAUACAACUAAACCGCCACCAACGACAAGAGGUACACCAGUUCCGGAAACAAAACCUCGAAGUAAAUAUAUACCUCGACCUCGAGGCAACUGUGGAAGAUAUGAACUUAUCCAUGAUGUUAAUAUGAAGGAAAUGACUGAUGCCGGAGAUUGGGCUUACAUUCCAUUUAACGUCGUCUCUAAGAGACCCGAUACGAUCAUCGGAUUCGAUUCGUACUCGCUGUACAAACCUAAAAACGCAUGGGCGAACGAAACAUUACUUGGCUAUAAGUAUGAAUUUCUAAAAUCUGGAUACCAGUACGAAUUUGAAGGUUGCAAUAAUAGGCAAGGUGCUGUCGGUAGAAUCAGUGUCGUAUCCUGGGGUAUUAACUACGAUGGACACGCGGAAGAAUAUGUAGUUGUCGAUAACAGAUUUGGUGUGUCGCAAGGUAAUGGAUUUUUACCUGUAAGAAAACCGACAGCCAGUACUCCAUCCGAGUUUAUAGCCGCAGCGUAUGACUCUUGUGGCAGGGUUUGUAAGCCUUAUCUUAAUUCUAAAGUAUAUGGUAGUAUUAACAUGAAUUUUGGAGGAGGGUUUAAAGUUACGAGUGAAAGCCCUCAUCAGUACUCGAAUUCUUACGAAGAAGCAAUGCUCGGUAUAUGGGAGGUGAAUUCUCCUACAUACAGCCCGAUCAUAGAUUAUACCGAUCUGCCCAUAACAUUUUUCUGUGAGUACACCAACAAAUGGUUGUGGGAUAAGCCAGCACCGACAACCACAUCGACAACUACGACGACGACCACCACCACCACCACAACAACGCUUCCCCCGACAACAAAACAACCGGCUUACCAACCGAAAGUGAAUAAUGAAAAGGGAAACGGCUGGAUCAAAUUCCUAGCCCAAAAAUAUGGAAAUGGUAAGAAUACUGGAAACAACUACAUUGCCCAAAAGCCAGUUACUUAUGGAGAACGAAUUUCAAACACAUGCGUGGUGGCUACAGACUGUGUAAUUGACGUGCCGUGUAGAGGGUGCAGUGACUUUGAAUAUCAGUAUUGUCGAGGGGAGAAGAAGAUUGCCAUAUGUACAUACGGACAAUAUUCUGUCACGGCGCUUACGGAAGCCUCCUCUGAAAUAGAAAAUAUGGAAUCCUUGCAGAACGCCCAAAACGGCAAAAUACAAAAUGUUACAGGCUCGGUUUGAUUGAGCCUGUCCAUUGGGCGGUAGUGGUAAGUAGAGGCUACCGUCCAAGCCCGUGGCACAGGCUUAAGCAGAAUUCAACAUUUAACAAUGGUGAAAUUUUGAAUUUAGAAACAUCAGCAAAUGUGUUCAUACGGCGGUUAUCAUAGAACCGGGACAACAUAUCUAUACAAGUAAUCAUACUGUAUUCAUAUAUACCGGGACAACAUAUCAUUAUGGUAAUCAUACUGUAUUCAUAUACACCGGGACAACAUAUCAUUAUGGUAAUCAUACUGUAUUCAU